UGCAUUUUAUUAUUUACGGUUUUUAAAGAAAUGGCUAUCAUCUGACAUAGCUACAAUAUCUGGGAAAUAAAAAAGUCUAUUAUCAAAAUACCUUCUUUAUAAAGUGGUUCUGAAUUUAUAGCUUGUAGAAUUAGAAUCAGUGAAGGAAAGUAAAAUGUGAACUCAGAGUCGAUAGACAUGAAACGUGUCUGUAUUCAAGGUCUCAGGACCUCAAUAUUUGAUUUCACUAUUUCAUUUAAUAUGCUCCACAUCAUUUUGGUGUAAUUUCUUCACAUUUUCUAAAAGCUCUAAUUUAUUAAGUUAUACUCCAGAAAUCUUUCUCAGUGGAAGGAAUAACAAAAGAAAAUUCAGGACACGCCCCCUCCCUGACCCACAAAAUACUUGUAGAUUUACUGGUCAGAGUCUAGUCGAUAGGGUUCCUUUAUCUUUUAUUGAAAAGAUACAUAUUUCGAAAAGAGUCUUUUGGACAUCUUUUUGAAAGCUACCAAUUUUGUGACUCUUGAUUUCAGACGAGUCACAAGCACCAGCAUAAAAAGAUCGUCUUGACUAUCAUUUGCAAAGCACAGUCUAGUUAAAAAUAUUUCAGAUCAUAUCCUUUAAUUGGGGACAUAACAAACUAUCUUCCAACACAGAUAAAAAUUCAAAAAUAAAUUAUAACUGUGGACUGCAACAUAAUAUUAAAGGAAAAGAAAGCCUUUUUGUGAGCACGCGAAGAAUUCCUCCUCUGUACAGUGACACAAAAGCAUUUUCAGCUUUCAGGUUUCGACAAAUCCUGUUGUAACAACAACUCCCUCCCUUCCCCGCCUCUCCUUUCUUAAUUCUCCCACAGCUCAAAAAAUGAGAUGGAGAACCUGGUAUUUAUCUUCUAGCACCAUCAGCAGUCUCUACCUCAGAUUCCCAUGUUGGUCUUUAUGUGCGAGUUAACUUGGCGGAGCUCUGUCCCUAAUACUCACAGGCUGGACGGGAGCCUCAAGUGUGGCUUCUCCGCCUCGAGCAGCUUCGUUUGAAGACAACUGACAGAAGGGGGUUAAGACACUGAAGGCUCCUGACAAAAGAUCCUACAACUGGAAUUCGGUAUGUCAAAAUCUCCCAAGAAGGCAUCAUCAUAGACUUCAGCACAGUUUAAAUUCUAAAAAGAACAAAGUGGCCACUUUUCGAGAGCCACCCAUCCGCACUCAGGAGAAUGACCGGUAGUCUCUGAGCGCCUGGCGUGAGCUUUUCUCUUGGGCUGGAGUCUCCUCAUCUACCGCGAGGCCCACUCAAAUGUGUUCCUGCUCCCACCGUACAUGGAAACGUAAGCCUUUUCGUUAUCCUUUCUUUUAAUCCCGGUUUGUCUUCCUUCCCUAGCCUUUGUUACUUGGUUCUCUGCCGCAGAGACAGCAUUACGGUUUUGACCAGGGGCCAUCAUAAUCAAGCAGCAGGUAACGGGGGACCAAGAUAAGGUAACGUCAUGGCGUCCGCGGGUCUCCAGCUCCUGGCUUUCGUCCUGGCUCUAUCUGGGGUGUCUGGAGUGCUCACGGCCACUCUGCUGCCCAACUGGAAGGUGAACGUGGAUUCGGGCUCCAACAUCAUCACGGCUGUCGUGCAGCUGCAGGGGCUGUGGAUGGACUGCACGUGGUACAGCACCGGGAUGUUCAGCUGCACCCUCAAGUACUCCAUUCUGUCCCUCCCCAUCCAUGUGCAGGCCGCACGGGCCACCAUGGUCCUGGCCUGUGUCCUGUCCGCGUUGGGGAUCUGCACUUCCACAGUGGGUAUGAAAUGCACUCGCUUAGGAGGGGACGGAGACACAAAGAGCCACGCUUCUUUUGCCGGAGGAGUCUGCUUCAUGGCUGCAGGGGUCUCUGGUUUAAUCCCAACCGUGUGGUACACAAAGGAGAUCAUAGCAAACUUCCUGGACCUGACGGUUCCAGAAAGCAACAAACAUGAGCCCGGAGGAGCCGUCUACCUCGGAUUCAUUUCGGCCGCGCUGUUGUUCGUCUCCGGCAUGAUUUUCUGCACUUCCUGUAUGAAAAAGGCUCCGGAAGCUUGGCUCUUUGCAGCCAAGCAGCGGCAUACCUCCGCCAUGCAGCCAGAGGGCAGCUCCGCGUACAACCUCAAAGAUUACGUGUAAAUGACCGUGUCGCGCGUAUGGAAUGUUUAGGUGCCUGCUGUGGCUUUCGUCUUUUCGUUUUAGAGGAAAACUAUAAAUGAGGUCAUUUAAAAUGCCAACAAACUAUUGUGUGCAAUUAGAUCCGUUUUAAGAUUAUUCUUCCAUUCCUUUUUUCGCGUUUUAUCCAGUGGUUUAUAACUGAAAGAGGUUCUGUUUUAUAAGACAAUUGAUGGGUUUUUUUUCCUUUUAAGAUAAACUGUUGACACAUCUUCUGAAUUGUUAUUUAGUUGCAUUUUAUAGAAGAACUAAAUUGCCAAGUAUAAAAAAGCGCCUUUCUCUGUGUUAAUCCAGGGUAUCAUCUGCUUUUGCUGGCUGUUGGUAACCACAGGGACUUGCUUCUGUUUUCAAGCCUGCUCUCUGACCAUGAGGGAAAGAAGAGAUGUCCGUCUCUCUUAAGUGUUGCCCAAACCAGCCUCCCCAGCUUCCCACCUACCGUGACCUCCCUGCUUCCUGUUUCAUUUUAGAAAAUGUCUACGUACGUGUCCAAGAGCCAACGAUAGGCCAUUCAAAGAUUAGGCAGGCAGAACUAAGGAAAAGAAACUGGUAAAUGCUACCACAGCAAAGCAAAACCAAAUCAAGCGCGAACUGAAAUCUCCAGGAUUGGAAGGCAUUAAGUACAAAGUAAGUGACAAUAAUAACAGUUUGCUUUAUUUAGAAUGCUGAAGAAGUGCCGUCUUCUGCUGCUAGCAAGAGGAUGCUCCAGAUUCCGUGCAUUUAUCCUACAACCCAGAGUCUUCCCCUUCCCUCUCACUGAUGAGUAUCUGGAUGACAGAAGUUACUUUAAGUUGUCGUUUUUUUCUCAAGUUUGAUUCACGUUAACAAAAACAUUGCUGUUCUCUUAUAAAUGAGCUGCUUCCAGUAGUAAACAGAACAAAAAUUAAAGUAUAAAGAAUACUUUAAAGAUGUAAGUUAAUUUGUGAUAUGUAAUCCAAAUAUCUUAACAAGAAAAUAAAAACUGGAUUUUCUAAUGCACAAAGGGGACAAGGCCCACUAUUGUUUCUAAUAAUUCAUGUAAUUAGGCUUAAUCAUUGCUCACUAUAAAAUGGUAAAGGGGGAAAAAGGAUCAUUUCUUUGCACAUCAGUAACUCGGGAAGUGUGAAGAAUAUCUUUUAUGUGACUACAUAUUUUUCAUUUGUGCCUACAGAAGUAGAGACUAACAUGUUUUAUACCUAGUUUACUCACUCUCUUCUGCAACAGUGUCAUUGGCCAUUAAUAGGAUGGCUAAAAUGGAAAGGUAUCAUUUCAUCUGGGAAUUAGGAAAAGACAUAUUUAAACAGAAGCUUAAAGUAUGGAUUUCCUUUGGAGGAUCAAAAUAUUUUCUGUUACACAUGUAUACUAAAAAUAACUGGUAAAAAGUAUUUUUAUGCAAAUUAAUGUGACCAGAUUGGUUUGGCACCUGUAUCUCUCUCCUUUUGCUUACUGGGACUGGCUUUAUAUGCAGUUUCUGUACCUGAUAGUCCUAUGCUAAAAGUUCACCGUAUGUGUUCUAUAAAAGUCCAUACAUACUUCAAAAAAUAAUUUUUAUUUUGCUCUAGAAUAUUUUCUUCUUAAAUAGGCACAGGGAUGUUCUGAACUCCACAAAAGCAGCCAUUUCCUACAAAUAAUGGCCGAAUUCCAUCCAGACUGGACACAGCAAUGAUGAAAUGGCUCGGAGUCCCUCCGUCCCCCCAGGCCGCACCCCUGCUGCAUUCCUCCACCUGGAAUCCUCCCACACUCCCCCCUUCCUUGCCCGCCCACGCUCCGACUCCUCCUUCGGGGUUCACGUGAGACCUCCUUUGUGACCCCACUCCUGACUCCCUGAGGGUCACUGCUUCCAGCCCUGUACUCUCUGAGAAUACGGUCUAUUCAAACAAGUUAUUGCAUCUCCGACUAGACUCUGAGACAAGGUACUGUUUUUACCUUUGUAGCCUCCGUAACUUGCCGACAGCGCUUACGAGGACGUGCCAGUCCUUCUGGGACGUACACGGACUGGUUUAAACCUCAGGAGGACUCUAGGAGGCAGGCACUAUUCCUAGCACAGAGGGGAACUGAACCAGGGGAAAGUACGGUACCUCACCAGCCCAACGGCAGGCAGCUGGUAAGCGGAAAGAUGGGAUUCAACCGGAGGGAACCAGCCCUGGAGUCAGACCAGGUGCCUGCCGGCUUACGCAGGGCACAAGGCUGCGUGGCGCGUGUUACUGAAUCUAGGUCUUGGUCCCCUCCUGUGAAAAUGAGGAUAGAACGGCACCUACGCACACAGGGGCUGUAAGGAUUCAAUGACAGGAUGUGCACACAGCAUUUGGCGGAGGGGGCGGUAAGCACGCUCGGGACUUCCUUGGUCUACACCAGCAUUUUCCAAAGGGGGGGGGGGGUGGAGCCGGCAGAGGACACAGGGCAGCGCCGGGGGCCAGCUUUGGUCAUCACAGCUGGGGUAGCGGUACUGGGACCUAGUGGGCGGAGGCCAGAAAUGCUAUGAAAUACCCUACAAUGCCUGGGCAACAAAGAAUUUUCUAGCCAAAAAUGUCAAUUGUGAGGAGGCUGAAAAACCCUGAUCUAAUGUAUUUGAAUUAUAUUUAAACAUUCAUUUUAAAGAAAAUAAUAAAGUUACCAAACCAAAAGAAAACA
Molecule: messenger RNA, 4753 nt
Organism: Felis catus (domestic cat)
Lineage: Eukaryota; Metazoa; Chordata; Mammalia; Carnivora; Felidae
Gene: CLDN20
Product: claudin 20
Exons: 2
Coding region: 1451-2110 (219 amino acids)
Biological process (GO): bicellular tight junction assembly; cell adhesion
Cellular component (GO): bicellular tight junction; plasma membrane
Molecular function (GO): structural molecule activity
Source: RefSeq, a predicted model, not a curated record